Molecule: messenger RNA, 1752 nt
Organism: Drosophila grimshawi
Lineage: Eukaryota; Metazoa; Arthropoda; Insecta; Diptera; Drosophilidae
Gene: Ir85a
Exons: 2
Coding region: 187-1740 (517 amino acids)
Cellular component (GO): membrane
Molecular function (GO): ligand-gated monoatomic ion channel activity
Source: RefSeq, a predicted model, not a curated record
GUAGAGAUUAGCAAGAUCCUCUGUCGUGCUCGCAUCACGGUACUCAUCCUCUACUAUGAGAAUCAGGCGACACACGAUCACUCCGGUGAUGAAAUACUGCGUCCGGUGACCAAGUGCAACAUAUCCUACAUAUCACUCAGAAAACAGUUCCUGCCCCUGCAUACCGUUCAGAAAGAUGGCACACUUAUGUAUAUGGUAAUGAUAAUCAAGGACAUUUCGCAGCCGUUAAAACUAUCGUUACUCAAUAAGAAAUCGGCCAAGAAGCACUUGUCCCAUGUCAUUCUGGUCGUCCGGGAUGCGGAGAAGCUAUCGCUGGGCUGGAUGCGUGCAAGCUUUCGUCAAUUCUGGACCAUUUGGCUGUUGAAUGUGGUCAUCAUCUACUGGCGCAAUGAUCGUUUGCAUAUCUAUCGCUACAAUCCGUUCACUAAUGACUUUCUGCAGUCGGUGCCCCUCGAGCAGGGGGCGGUGGCAACGUUGCCGCAACUGUUCUCCAAACAGAUACCCAACAUGCAUCGCAAACCGUUGAGGAUGUGCAUCUUCAAUGACAAUGUGAGGAUGAUUUAUGGACCGCAUGGCCGAAUUAGGGGCACAGACGGACUACUCUCCGGGUAUAUAGCGCAGCGUUUAAAUGCCACAAGGAUUAUCACACGACCCAUGUCCUAUUUGAACAAUCUAAGCACGUACGCCUGUAACCCGGAGAUAUGGCAUGAAUUCGAUGAUGUGGCCAUGAAUAUACGUUUCCUGGUGCCCAGUUUUUUCAAUAAUCGCAUCGAGGCGACUGUCGCCAACAGUCGCGAUGAUCUGUGCGUGAUUGUGCCCAAGGCAACGGACAAGCUGCUCUUCUGGAACAUUUUUCGAUCGUUUGGCGACCUGGUCUGGCUAUCGAUUGGAUUCAGUUUGCUGCUCGCCUAUAUCUUUUGCCGGGCACUUUAUACGCGACAGCCGAGCACUUUGGCUCUGGAUCUGUACUGUUGCACAUUGGCGCACCCGAUGGCCCAUGUGCCGCGGCGCAGAUCGAUGUGCUUGUUCCUGAUCUUCUGGUUGUUCUUUGGUAUGCUGAUUAGCAGCGCUUUUCGUGGCAAUCUGACCAGCAUGCUGAUCUAUCGCAAGCCCCAGCCGGAUAUCAAUGAUCUCAGCGAGCUCGCCUCAUCCACCUACAAGAUCCUCAUUCGACCGCGUCACAUUUUCUACAUCAAAGAAUUCCUGGCCACGAGUCAACCGCAUCUGGCGAAAAUCCGGCAACUUAUGCUACCUGUGUCGGAGGAGCAAUUCUCGAAGGCUUUCGAUAGCAAUGAUCGCAGAUUUGCCUAUCUGGAGAAAUAUCACGUUGCCGCAUUCCAGGUGAAUACACGACAGCAUAUGCGUCUGGGCCAACCACAAUUCCAUCUGAUGAACAACUGUCUGGUGCCAUUCCAUGGCGUCUACAUUGUGCCCUAUGGUUCACCCUACCUGGGCUAUUUCAACACCCUGAUUCGUGGUGCCCAUGAGUUUGGAUUUCAUGUCUAUUGGAAUAACAUUAUGAACGCAGAGUUUAUCAAGUCCGGCACCAAGAUGCCACAUCAUCGACAGCAUAGCAGCAACAGUGAUGAUCCGGUCGUACUCAAACUGGAGCACUUUCCCGCCGUGUUCUUUCUAUGGGCCAUUGGCAUAGCACUGUCUCUCAUUGUGUUCUUAUGGGAGUUGCUGGCACAUAACUGGGCCAUAAAAAAGCGCAGAAGCGAACAAAGCAUGCAAACUUAAAACACAUUUUAU